UCAUACAUCCAUCGCCUCUUCACGUGUGAUCUUGUGUACCUCCUCGGCGUGCGGUUCCGCGCUGUGGACCUCAAGAGCCGAUGUCACCAUGCUGGACUCGUUCCCCUCUGGCUGGCCGUCCGCAAUGUCCUCAAUGUCGUCAAGGUCCAGCACCUCCCGCAAGUGCAUCUCUUCUCGCUGAUCAGAAGACACGUCUCCAUCGCUCACGUGGUGUUCCUCCAACACCGCCCCUUCCUCCUUUCUCUGGGCCCCCUUCUUGCCGCCAUCGUCCUUCUUCUUCGGGGGGAGCUUCAGGAACACACUCAGCCUGCCAAUAGACGACCGGUUUCCAGAGGAAAGUAUCGAGGCCCUUUCUUUGUCGUGGGGCGACUGCAGGUCGGGUGUAGCUGUUGGCUGCAGAGACGGGGAAAGGGCACCCUGGGGCUUGCUGCCCUUGUUCUCGCCUUCGUCGUGCUGUCGCCUGUCGUUGCGUUCAUCUCCUUGGUCGCCGUCUUCCUCUCCUUCAGCGUCCGGGUUGCUCAUGAAGUCCAGAUCGUCGUCCAGAGUCAGCUGGAACUCCUUCUUGGCGUCCUCCAGGUCGUCUCUCUUGCUGGAAUCCAGCGAUCCAGUGCCCCACCGCGUGAUAAGCCUGCCAAUUCUCUUGGAUGUGGCCGCACUUGGACUUAUCGGGUUUGAUGGCGUAUGGUUGUCAUGGCGGGGCGACGUCGGGGCUCCUUGCUGUGCGCCACCCGGGAUUUUACCCAUCACUUCCACUGACGGAAUCACACCACACAGCAAUUCUCUGGGCAGCCAGUAAGUAGAGAACAGUCUCUCUCUCUCUUUCCCCAUCUACACACGCUCAAAGAUGCCCAGGAAGCGCUGGAUGGCCUGACGGUCAAAGCUACAUGAACAAGCACACAAGAGCGUGAGACAUGGGAGCAAGGAACGAGUUUCCGGAAGCCAGCUUUGCCAACUUACGGUGGUAGCCUGGUGAUCUUCCUGACGAGCGACGCCCUGUGCAGGUCGUUGACAAACGCCCCUGCUUCCCUGAGGCGAUCGACGGCCUGCUCGACAGCCGCUUGCAAGCCCUUUUGCAUCUUCCGCUUGGCGUUGAGUGCCACGAGGACACUCGCCACCGCAGCAAUGUUGACGAAGAGGAAGACGAUGAAUGUUGUGACGCUGAAGAAGGAGCUGGACCGUUCCAGCUUGGGGACAAAGUAUGUGGCGAGGGCGGACAUCACGAUCAGAGCUGACAGGAGAGAAGAGGAAGAGGCAGACACACGACGGGUCACCUGUGGGCCCACAAGGGCGGCUGGUCAUGUGUUGUGGUUGCAUAUCCACCUGCCAUGAUGACGGUGUCCAUCACAUUGAUAAGGACAUUUGACCAGGGCCACAGGAUGCACUGAAAGAUCUGAACAAUGCACAGAAGUCAUGGCCACAUGACCGUUGCUGCCGUGUCUCUCUAUCCGUCGCUGACCAGAAAUGUCGUGAGAAUCAAGAUGAAUAUCGUCGCCUGCAUGUGGCCAUCUGAUAGCGAGAUACACAGGCAUAGGUUGCUCAUGCACAUCCGGUCAGGGAACAGGCUUGUCGAGAAAAGGACCAAUCACCUGUCGGCACGAGCACAUUCGUCAUGGCAAGCAGGGUGUUUCGCGUCAUGAAUGCGAUUCCCCACCACCACACAUCAGGCCUGCCAAGCAGAGAAUGAGACAGAAGAGACAGUGUAAUGAGGGCUGAUGCUUCUUAUGCCACACCUGUAGUCCGCGAUUAGAAACUUGUACCUCACCCGAAAGCUGGGAUUGGUGUGGAACAGUCUGCAUGUCACGGAGAAGGGUAUGGAUACACUCUGUGCUUCUGACUCUGUGGUUGCUUUGUUCACCCGGGGGCGUGCCAAUUGAGAUACGAGAAGGACGCCAAAGUGCCGACCACAUAGACCAAGAUUCCAAAUAUCGCCAGAGGCUGUGUAUACCACAUAGACCAUCACCACAUGUAGGCGCACACCAGAAUGCGGGAAUGGCUCACCAGGAACUUGCUUAACCACUCUCCCUCAGAGCAGAGGAUCUCCGGGAAAGCUCUCAUGGAGAAACGGCCUGAUGCAUUGGAGCAUGGUACCAGUAGACAUAGAUGCAGCACGUCAGUCUUACCAUCUGGUGCUUGUAGCAUUGGAAGAUAAGGAACGAGUUCGUGCUGCAGACAGAGACAUUUUGCGUGUGCACUUAGGCAGCAGUAUGAGGAUCGCUUACCAAAGUGUGAUGUACAGCACCCUGAUUGUCCAGAGAUACACGUUGAUGGUUUUGUCUGGGAUCAUGGGAAGAUCCCACAGGAGAGCCCAACUCACUCUCACAAACCACGGUCGCCCGGCAAAGUCGUCCCUUUUCCUCCUCUUCUGUCCGCCUUCGCCGCCUGUCUCCUGCCGCACGAUCGCAGCCCCCCCUUCAGCGCCUUGUGUCAGCGAGCCCCUCGGAGAUGCCAUAGACAUUCCCGUGUGGCUGCUGCCCACGGACAUGCCGUGUGGCUGCGAGCCAUCGACACGUUGGUGUUGCUGCGGCCGCCCAGUGAGUUGGCCCUAUCGAAAAAGUCAGGCGAGACGAGGAAUCGGUCGCGGACCUUGGCUAUCAGGACAGAGAGCCCCCACAGCAGGGCGUAGCCGGUCAGGGCCACCAGUGGCAGUGACAUACGAAUGAAGAAGUUCGCAAAGGGGCUCAGCUGGACGCUGCAUGAGGGGCGAAGCAUCUCGGGAUUGAGAAUGAAAAUCUGCACUCAUGCGGCAAGCAAGAUAGCAGGCGGGAGUCCCUGUCUCAAGGAGUGAAUUCGUCAAGCUUGCCUGCAUGCCGCUGAUGAUGGCCCUCCAAGGGCUGAUCCACUGCAUGUUGAAGUUUGCGAAUAGCGACAGCGUCAUAUAGAAGUUGACCUGAGCAUACCGAGACAAAUCGCGCAUGCAGACGCAUAGCCAGCCGUAGAGAGUCAGACAGCCAUGUGUACGUACCAGGAGAGCAAAGAGCGGUCCGGUCCCCGUGGACUGCGAGCCGGUGAAACUGUAGCUGUGAUUUCUCAUCACGUAGAGAAGAUACAGGGCCGCCAACAUCAACACGCCACACACGGCGGGAAUGGCUGAGUCGCCGUCGUCGCACUCCACGCACGAACCUGCAGAGGCACCCGUUUGUGAAUCCGCAUGCAUCGAGUCUUACAGGAAGAUUCGGCUUGUGGCUCACCGGAUCCUUGCUUGAAGUACCCGUCUUUGCACCCCUCGCAAAGCAUGCCUGCAACAAGCAAAGGAGCAAACUUGGCUCUACGAGCUUCUGGAAGAUGUUCGCUCACCAGUUGCACCCGUUUUGCACAUGGUCUCGUUGGGGUACCGAGAGGGACACGCUUCAGGAAUGCCGCAUCGGAAGAUAGACACCUCUUGAAAUAGCUCCACCUCGCUCUGGCUGAUUUUGUCUACCCAGUAUCCCUCUCUCAGACGGGGCAGCUUCAGGCCGCCCGCACACGUAGCGCCUGCAUGAAGAUGAUGUGUCUCGGUGAGGUCAGUAGACAGGGGUGCACUUACCUUCAGGACAAGAGCGGCAUUUAUCAGCUACCUGGUCGAGAUACGUGUCCUCAGGACACUGCGACACAGUUUAUCGAAGGUCAAAGGAAAUGCUGCGGCUGCGAUAGGGCUUAAUCGCAUUGUGUUGUCUCACCACACACUCGUCCACCGACUCGGUGCCGAGGGAAAGGGUUGUCUUUUGGCUUCCGACAGGGCAGUCGGUACACGACAGCGCCCCACUGACGUUCGUGUAGGUGCCGAAUGGACACCUGCCGCACACCCAUGCCGCAACAAAUACAUGCGCCACUCACGAAUUGCAAGUCCGGCCCACUCACCUCUCGCACUUCGUAAGACUCAU
Molecule: messenger RNA, 3860 nt
Organism: Vitrella brassicaformis
Lineage: Eukaryota; Vitrellaceae
Source: the annotation of a GenBank genome assembly